CUCGAGUCGUCCAACGCGAUUACUCGAGGUGAGAACUGCGAGAUUCGUGUAGUAAAAGUGGCCUAUCUCAGUGCGAGUGUAUUAAUGUUAAAUUAUUCUAAUAUUUUACGAGCUGGCGAGUGAUAGAUACUGUUGUUGUUGGUACUAAAUGUUUUAUUUCUACUGAUGAUAAAAAAGAACAUAAAGAAUGACGCUGUCAAAAUAAACUGAAAAUAAAUAAAUAGGGCUAAAAUACAACGGCGUUUUGGUCGAACUGUGCUAAAAUGAACCUUUAGUCGUGCGUGAUAAAAGUGACAUUAUUUUAUUUAUUUCGGGUUUGAUGACCGAAUUGUGGAAGAAAUUAUGAUUACAUUUCGAAGUGAUCGGUGAUGAGGUGUGUGAUCAGCCACUAGUUCAUAAUGGACUGGAGAGUCCGGAGACAAGUUUGAAGUCAUUGCUGAAGUCGAGGCCACGGACUUUUGGAAUAGAUAAACAUGGAAAGCCAAAAGCAAGAAUCUACAGAAUGCGUCGAAGAACAAGGACCAAAUAGCAAUAACAAAGACCUUUCUGAAGAAGUGAAUAAUGAACAGGAUACGUUUUCUUUGAAAGAAGAAAAAAAUAGUGAUAGUGAUGCUAACAGUGACGAUCUAAGUUCUAACGAUGAACAAAUUAAUGUAAAUAGUAGCAGCAACUCUCAGUUUUAUGAGGGUAGUGAUAGUAAACUAGAUUAUGCUGUAAAGAUUGAAGACAGCGAUACAUUAAGUGAUAUAGAGGACAUAAAAACAGACACGGCAUCUGCUGACAGUGAAGAUUCAGCAUUAGGAAGUUUACCUCCAGACAGUAAUCCAAACGAACGAGAAGAAGAUGCACAAGAUCGCUCUGAUGGAAGUGAUUCAGGUAUUGGGUCAGAAACAAAUGAAGAUUCCAAGCUACCAAGUUUCAAUCUUGCUCUUCCUUGUGCCAGUAGUAGUGUAAAUAAUUCUUCUUGCAGUAUAGAACAGAAUACAGAAAGCCUAAUUGAGGUUAAAAAAGAUCAAGACAAUCAAGAUAAUAAUGAAAAAGAUUCGAGUAGCCCCCAAGUUGAUAAACCCAUGAAAAGUAGUCUUAAGAGAAAACAUGAAGAUGAUAGUGCUGAAGAGCCACAAAUCAAGAGGAAAAAAGAGAGUAUACAAUUUGAUAAUGUUACUGUGUAUUAUUUUCCCCGUGCACAAGGUUUUUCUUGUGUGCCAUCGCAAGGUGGUUCUUCUUUAGGAAUGGAAUGGCAACACACACACUCUGAAAAAUUUACUCUAUCGGAACAUGCACUAGAACAGAGAAGACUUCAUAGACAGAUUCUGCAGCAAUUAAAAAGUGAACGACACUCCAUUCAAGGAGCAUCACUAUCUUCGAGUGAAGAUAGUGAUUCUGAAGAAGAAGCUAGCGAUAUAUCUGAAUCAGAAUUAGAUUUGGACAGUUACUAUUUCUUACAGCCUAUACCUACCCGACAAAGAAGAGCGCUUUUACGAGGAGCAGGAGUAAGGAAAAUAGAAGCUUAUGAAAAGGAUGAAUGCCGAGAUAUAAGAACAUCGCGUGAGUUUUGUGGCUGUGCCUGUAAAGGGGUUUGUGAUCCUAAUAACUGCUCUUGUAGUUUGGGUGGUAUAAAAUGUCAAGUUGAUCGAUUGAAUUUUCCCUGUGGAUGCACUAGAGAUGGCUGCGGGAAUACAACUGGACGAAUAGAAUUCAAUCCUGUUAGAGUACGAACUCAUUUUAUUCACACCCUUAUGAGGAUAGGCCUUGAAAAGAAAAAUGAAGAAAAUCAAGCGGUAGCUAAAAAGCAAUGGAAUGAAGCACAUAAUAGCAAUACCAGUUCAUGUGUAGCAAAGACUUCGUAUGAAAGAGAGCGUUGUAUGAGUCACGAAGAUGGGAUGUUGCGAGACGUAAAUCUGACGCCAAGGGUGGAAGUCGAGUCCUGUGUUAAUUCUGGCAGUUUUAAUAAUGUUCAUUGUGAUAUGAAUAACAUAGCACCACGUGGAAAUAUGCAGGAAAAUGUAGCUUAUGGAUACGCUAAUGAUAAUUCAAAGCAUAGAAAUCUUAACGAAAAUAAUGUAAUGCAUUUUGAUAACUCUAACAAUCAUCACGGCCACGCUGACCCUUACACAUCCAGUAUACUCCAAGGAAAAGGGCCGCCCUAUUCUAACGUGAUGGGUUUCAAUGUCACGUCGAAUAAUAUGCAAAGAUAUCCUUGUGAAAUGAAUUAUUCGUACGACCAGCACACCGAUAAUAAUCACCAUUUUAAAGGCUUACAAAGUUUUUCUGCGUCUAGUUUCGAGGAAUUCGCUCACAAUUCGCACAUGAGUAUGUUCAGUCAUUACGGCCAUAUGUAUGUUCCAGAUUAUUUACAUAAACCGAAUACGAGCGGCAACGAGCACAAUACACUACAACAAUAUCACACGAUGCCGCAAAAUCACUACGAAUCAUACAAGAAUGUAGAGUGCGCAAGCACGGAGAGCAAAGCCGACGCUCAGUAUACCACAUUGAUGACAUUGCCAUAUCAAAAUAGCAAUAAACUGCAGACGGCAGAGAACGAUGAGAAUUGGUUCAGCCACAACACGUUGCUGAAUUUAGAGCAAUCGGAGCACGCGACGCAGAACACCGCCGACCUACAGACCUCACCCGGCGCCGCGGCUGAGCCCACUUCCACAGCGGAACCCACUGAAAACUUCGGAGAGUUGAUUAAGAAAACUAUGGUAGAGUCUGUUACUGUGUAGUUGAAUUACUUGUUGUCUUUUAAUUGUCAUAUUGAAUUAUCAUGUUAUUAAAUUUUUAAUUAUAUUAAUUGGGAAUUCGA
Plodia interpunctella (Indianmeal moth) is the source of this 2806-nucleotide messenger RNA. RefSeq names its product AXIN1 up-regulated 1 (gene Axud1). Gene Ontology annotation, cellular component: nucleus. The record is from RefSeq and is a predicted model, not a curated record. The transcript is spliced from 2 exons. NCBI's taxonomy places the organism in Eukaryota, Metazoa, Arthropoda, Insecta, Lepidoptera, Pyralidae. Gene Ontology annotation, molecular function: DNA-binding transcription factor activity, RNA polymerase II-specific; sequence-specific DNA binding. Gene Ontology annotation, biological process: regulation of transcription by RNA polymerase II. Bases 474 to 2726 code for a protein of 750 amino acids.